UGGUGGUAUUAAGAGUAAAAAUAAGUAAAGAAAUGGAGCCCCCGCCAUUGCUAGGGCUUUGGUUCCAUGCCAGAUCUCUCUUCAUCCAACGACGAAGAACAUAGCAAUGUCGUUGAAGCCUUCGGAUUUGGACUCUUCAGCUUUUGAUGCGCAAUCUUCGUCCAAUCCGAUUCCCUCGGAUGCUACUCCGGUUCCCUUGGAUCCCCCCUCCACCUCCUCCACCCUCUCUGAAUCUGAAGAAAAUCACUGCUCAUCGUCCUCACCUUCCUCCACACCACCUCCGGUUCAUUUACCUCUCUCUUGGCCUCCCGAUGCCACUCUUUCCCUUCAAUGGAUUCAGCAUCUCAUCGCCGCUUUCGAUUGGUCUUCCAAAAAUUUAUCUCCAUCCGAGUUUCCUUCUGUUCUUCCCGUCUCUGUUUUCGACACUCUAAUCCUCACAGCUUCCAAAAUCCUCCACAAAGAACCCAAUUGCCUCAGAAUCCUCGACGACUCAGUCGCCAGCAGCGACUCGACUGUAGUCGUUGUCGGAGACAUCCACGGGCAAUUUCAUGAUCUCAUCUUUCUUCUGCAGGAUGCUGGGUUUCCUUCUGAUAAUCGUUUCUUUGUCUUCAAUGGUGAUUACGUCGACAGAGGGGCUUGGGGUCUUGAAACUUUUAUUCUCUUAUUGGCUUGGAAGGUGUUUAUGCCACAUCGAGUAUUUCUUCUUCGUGGAAACCACGAGUCCAAGUACUGCACAUCCGUUUAUGGUUUUGAGAAGGAGGUUCUAACCAAGUACGGAGACAAAGGUAAGCAUGUCUAUCGGAAGUGUUUGGGGUGUUUCGAAGGGCUGCCUUUGGCCUCCAUUAUAGCUGGACGUGUAUUUACGGCUCAUGGAGGACUUUUCCGCAGCAUAUCAGUUCCUUCAUCUAAAAGAUCAAAAGGGAAGAAAAAUCGUAGGAUAAUCUUAAAUCCUGAAGCCAACGGGUUAUCUCUUGGUUCAUUAGAGGAACUAUCCAAAGCCAGAAGAUCGGUUCUUGAUCCCCCAUGGGAAGGCUUGAAUUUAAUACCUGGUGAUGUGUUGUGGUCUGAUCCCUCGAUGACUCCCGGGCUCUCCCCAAAUAGAGAGAGAGGCAUAGGUCUCUUGUGGGGUCCUGAUUGCACUGAAGAAUUCUUGAAAAAAUUCGAUCUGAAGCUAAUUAUCAGAUCCCAUGAAGGUCCUGAUGCUAGAGAAAAGAGACCCGGUCUUGGAGGAAUGGAUCAGGGUUACACGAUAGAUCAUGUUGUAGAUUCUGGGAAAUUGAUUACUUUGUUUAGUGCUCCAGACUAUCCACAAUUUCAGGCUACUGGGAAGAGGUACAAAAAUAAAGGUGCAUAUAUUGUUCUAGAACCUCCGAAUUUUGAUGUUCCACUCAUUCAUAGUUUUGAAGCCAUUACUCCACGACCGAAGGUCAAUGCGUACUAUGAUUUUGAGGAUGUAAUUGACUCUGACGAAGAAUUAGAUUUGGCAACAAUGACAACUGAUUCAUGAAUGCAAGUUGUGUGUAGUUUAUGAAAUCAUUAAAUUUGUAUUAUAUACACUAAGUUGCAGGAGGAAGCAUCCUAUUCUGGUUUAUGGUAAUCUGACAGUUGAUUUCAUUCAAGUGUCGUAAAAUCUAUAUACAUUUGUAUUUAAAUUAUAUGAAUUACAUGUGUUAGUUCACUUGAAAAU
Molecule: messenger RNA, 1687 nt
Organism: Cucurbita pepo subsp. pepo (vegetable marrow)
Lineage: Eukaryota; Viridiplantae; Streptophyta; Magnoliopsida; Cucurbitales; Cucurbitaceae
Gene: PP7
Product: serine/threonine phosphatase 7
Molecular function (GO): hydrolase activity
Source: RefSeq, a predicted model, not a curated record